Messenger RNA from Cylas formicarius (sweet potato weevil), 960 nucleotides. RefSeq lists its product as uncharacterized. The coding region runs from base 42 to 407 and encodes 121 amino acids. The record is from RefSeq and is a predicted model, not a curated record. The transcript has 3 exons. Lineage: Eukaryota; Metazoa; Arthropoda; Insecta; Coleoptera; Brentidae. Gene Ontology annotation, cellular component: extracellular matrix.
GUACGCAAAAAAUAACACAUUUGUCAGUUUGCGCGCGAAAGAUGAACGUCUUCCAAGUCGCGUUACUGAUUGUCACUGUACUUGCUGUGUCAAGUUUAGUUAGAUCAUUACCAGUCCAUCAAGCGAAUAACGUUAACCCCAGCAUAGCGGAAAGUAUAUCUGGCUACAGCCUCUACGAACCAGAGGGAUAUGGCACGUACGCGUUCGGGUACGACAUUGAUUAUUCAGAUGGUGACAACACACAAUUUCGAGAUGAAGAAAGACAAUUGGAUGGAUCUGUAGUAGGGAGAUAUGGAUUUUUAACUCCCGAGGGCAGAAGAUUUUUAGUCGAAUAUACUGCGGAUAAAGAUGGUUAUAGGGCCAAAGUUCGAGAAAUACAAGCGGCAGAACGAAUGGUGCUAAACUGAGCGGAAAAAAAUUGCCAACCUUUACAACAAUGCAAAUACUGCUGUGUUUGUUUAUAUAUGCAACGGGUAGUUUGAUUAUUUCAGGCAGUAUUCAUAAUGUUUGGCCAUUCAAAAUAAUGACUAUUAAAAUUGGUCAAUUUAAUCAAAUUAAAUUACUUCGCACAAAUUACGUGCAGCAAUUGCACAAAUGGGGUGUUGUUGCCAUCUCAUAUUGUUUACUUUGUACAGUUUUCUCAACUUUAGUAUGGGUUUUUGUUUAUGAAAAUUUGAUUAUUUUUUAUAAAAUAUAAUGCAGGAAUAGCAUAUCUGACUGAUAUCAGGUAUAGUUUCAACGAACGCCUAACUGAGAUAUGUUUAUUAUAAACUCAUAAACUUUGUUGUAUUGUUGGUACAUAGAUAUUUACUAAGUUUUUGAUACUCUGUGUCGAUCUACCAAAUAUUAUUUCCUCGUUAAUAGAUUGGUAGGUUUUGAGGUCUACGUAUAGUAUACCAGUGUUUUAGUAUUUAUAAACAGACAUUGAAACCUGUCCUUGCUAUAAAAAAAAACAUAAAA